This is a messenger RNA of Arabidopsis lyrata subsp. lyrata, 678 nucleotides long. Its product is annotated as gibberellin-regulated protein 3. Lineage: Eukaryota; Viridiplantae; Streptophyta; Magnoliopsida; Brassicales; Brassicaceae. The record is from RefSeq and is a predicted model, not a curated record. The transcript has 3 exons. The coding region runs from base 160 to 459 and encodes 99 amino acids.
UUUUCCAGUGUAUAAUAUACAAAAGUUGUAACAAUAAAAUAUUUGGAUAAGCACUAUAUAUAUAUACCCAAAGAAGUGUUAGAUUUAUAUACUUAAAUACCAAAACAGAAUUACAGAGAAUAGUUUAUACACUGCACGAAACUGCAUACUUUUUCAGACAUGGCAAUCUUCCGAAGUAAACUGUUUUUUUUGUUAAUCCUGUUCUGUCUCACCACUUAUGAGCUUCAUGUUCAUGCUGCUGAAGCUACACAGGUCGGUGAAGGCGUAGUGAAAAUUGAUUGCGGUGGGAGAUGCAAAGGUAGAUGCAGCAAAUCGUCGAGGCCAAAUCUGUGUUUGAGAGCAUGCAACAGCUGUUGUUACCGCUGCAACUGUGUGCCACCUGGUACUGCCGGAAACCACCACCUUUGUCCUUGCUACGCCUCCAUUACUACUCACGGUGGCCGCCUCAAGUGCCCUUAAAUAUAUAUAUACAAAGAUGUGUGUAUGUGUCUCCCGCGAGAGCACACACUUGUGUUUUGAAAGACAAUAGUAUGUAUGAUGUUAAUGGUUCAUGUUGAACUAGUAUGAGUUGUAUGAACUGUGUUUCUUUUGAACAACCACUUUGUUAAGUUUAGCAACACUAACUAUUAUCUAAAUAAUUAGAGACUGCAGUAAAACACAAACACGUUUUAAUCCGAA